This is a messenger RNA of Quercus lobata, 930 nucleotides long. RefSeq names its product putative nuclease HARBI1. Lineage: Eukaryota; Viridiplantae; Streptophyta; Magnoliopsida; Fagales; Fagaceae. The transcript has a single exon. The coding region runs from base 1 to 930 and encodes 309 amino acids. The record is from RefSeq and is a predicted model, not a curated record.
AUGACCGCUGCAAUCAGAACGCUUGCUUAUGGAGUGUCGGCUGAUUUCAUGGAUGAAUACAUAAGGAUUGGAGAAACCACUGCAAUAAAAAGCUUAAAAAUAUUUGUUAAAGCGGUAGUUUCAAUCUUUUCUGAAGAGUACUUGAGGUCACCAAACAACAAUGACAUUGCAAGGUUGUUAGUAGUUGGCCAACAUCGUGGAUUUCCAGGAAUGCUAGGGAGCAUCGACUGCAUGCAUUGGAAAUGGAAGAACUGUCCAAGUAAGUGGAAAGGUCAAUAUAUUGGUCAUACACGUGAUCCAACAAUAAUUUUGGAAAUCGUGGCGUCGUAUGAACUUUGGAUAUGGCAUGCAUUUUUUGGGUUACCAGGGUCUCACAAUGACAUCAAUGUCCUAGAGCGGUCUUCUGUAUUUUUUGAGCUUGCUGAAGGGCGUGCUUCUCCGGUUAAUUACUCGAUAAAUGGUAAUAACUAUUCGAUGGGGUACUAUCUUGCAAAUGGUAUAUAUCCAUCAUGGGCAACAUUUGUCAAAACAAUUCCAGCACCACAAGACCGUAAAAGACAACAUUUUGCUUCCGCACAAGAGGCAGUCAGGAAGGAUGUCGAACGUGUAUUUGGAGUACUUCAAGCACGAUUUGCAAUUGUGCGUGGGCCUGCACGUUUUUUCCAUCUUGAAACGCUUAAGGACAUUAUGAUGGCAUGUAUAAUAUUGCAUAAUAUGAUCGUUGAAGAUGAGCAACAUACUUACCUUGGAGCAAAUGACUUUGAUUAUGAUCAAAUCAACGAUAAUGGACCCGAACCAGUAUCACAUAAUCCCACUUGUAACCUUAUGCAGUUCAUUGAACGUCAUAAUUCCAUUAGAGAUAGAGGAAUUCAUUCUCAACUUCAAGCAGAUCUCGUUGAGCAUCUAUGGCAACUACAAGGCCAGUCGUAG